Molecule: messenger RNA, 1662 nt
Organism: Notodromas monacha
Lineage: Eukaryota; Metazoa; Arthropoda; Ostracoda; Podocopida; Cyprididae
Source: the annotation of a GenBank genome assembly
UCGGAGAUGGCGGUUGCACCGGAAGUGACGACGACGACGACUGCGUUGGUGCACCGGCAGGAACUGCCGCCACCGGCCCCGGUGUCGACUCAGGUCGUCGUGGACGACCGCUACGUGAGCAACAUCACGGAGACGGACGUGUUUGAGGACGUCACGAGACACACGCGGGAAGUGACGGAGUUGUUGCGACGACCGCCACCGCCGCCGCCGAGGGACUGGGACAUCGUCAUCCGCAAUUAUCCGGCGCCUCGGCCCGGCAGAACUACCACCACUACCAGUCGGGCGAGCAGCAGUGAUGAUGCCGCCAGUUCUGUGGUCACAGCCACUACUGAUCAUCAGCAAAUGCUGCAUGCCGACCACGAACUCAUGGUGGAUGCUGAUGACGUGGCCAGGAUGAGAAGCAGAAGGACAACUGCUAGUACGACGGCUGAUUCCAGAGGGUAUAAUGAGCUCACUACAGCUCAUCAUGAGACAACACGAACAGUGAUGCUGCAAGAUGAGCGAGAACAACAGGUGACGAGACGUAGUGAGCAUCACCUCACGGAGCUCCAGGUCCCAUUGCAAAGCGAGCAAAGAGCCCCGAAUUGGGAUGUGCUCAUUAGGGUUCUAAGCCCUGUUCCCUUGGCGCAGCGAGCGACAUCUAUGGACGACACAGCGAGUGUCCGCACUGGGACCACAGCCACCUCCACGCAGGGUGAGCCAAGUGACGAAGAAAUACACCAAGAACGGACCUUGCGGAGAUUGUUGUCCAAGGAGGACAAGGAAAAGCUGAGGCAAAUCAUUACUACAGAGUCCACUUUGAGAACGCUGCUCACCGAGGCCACUGUGAAGGAGGACUUUGACAAAAUCCGUCAUGAUCAGAGGUACAUGAAGCUGUUUGAGCCACACAAGUGGGACGUCAUCAUCCGUGUCCUGAGCCCCCCGGAGGAGCCCGAAGGCGCCGGUGGCGGCAGACGCCAGUCUUCCGCGUCCUCCGCCUCAUCCCUGCUCUCCAACGCCAACACCAGCGCCACCCAGGCAUCCACAUUCGGCGGCCACAACAACGAUACAACGUUAAUGCGACCUCGCCAAGCCCCAUUGCGGGAUCCUUUCGGUUAUGACGAUGUCGACGAUGCACAUCAUCAUCAUCAUUCAGCGGCGACAAUGAGACGGCGAAUGAGUUACGAAGCGUAUGAUAAUGAAGGCAUGGUGAUGCUGCACGACGAGGACGAGGAGCCGAUACGACCAACAACGAUCUCUAGCGGCGCUUUGCCAAGACUCGGUGCUGCGAAUCGUAUCCGAAGUCCAGGUGUCGCUGCCACCGCUGCUGUGGCUGGUCAAUUGAUGCGCGGGGUUUCGCGGCAGUCCAGCAAGGGAGACGUGCGAUCCGUCACUGAAGAAAUGGUGAAUGAUCAUCAUCGCAUGAUGCGUGCCACCGACUCGCAGAGCGAAACGACGUCCGGCGUCGGUCCUGCCAUGAGCAGCAGCCGCAGUGGCCGCCACGUGGCCCGCAGCAUGGCCGAGCGGUCCACGUCCGAGUACACCGAGCUGGCCCAGCCAGCAGCAGCAGCGACGCGACGGAGUUUGAGAGACGGAGGUUGUUCACCACCACUACCGUCAUCGUCGUCGUCGUCGUCUUUUGCCCUAAGCAUGGCAGCUAACCUGAAAGGAAUUCUGGUCUAA